CCUCGAGUAUCUGAGAAAAUAAUCAUGACAAUAGAAUUCCUGAAACCUUAAUGUCCCGAACAAGAUGGAAAGAACUAAUUAUCAUUUUAGGAUGAGACAUGAGAGAGAUCCUAGUGGGAAGUUUGAUAUACUUUUUGGAUUUAUGUAUUAUGGUUUAUAGAAUUCCAAUUAACCAUUAAAUUGUACAAUGUGGUUUUUGUGAGACAAGCAGAAACUGAAAUGGGAUCUUAUUUUUUUGUCUGGUUAUUCUGUACAAUUUGUUGUUGAAGCUUUUCCACGUGGUUCAUUUACUUUUUGUGGUGGUAUGGAUUGCUAUAAAUGCUUAAAGACACCCUAAAGCUUCAAUUUCCUGUUAGGGAUGUAUCUUGGAAACUUGUUGUCUGAGAUAUGGAAUCUAUCAACCCCAUUUUUUCCCCAAUAAGCAAUGUCAGGCAUUGCUGGAUAUCUUGAUUGUUUUGCAGUAAUGCAAACUGCUUAUACUUGCAUAUCUUGCCUAUCGUUUGCACUUUGGAUUUAUUGUUUAUAUGCUCCAGCUGCUGAUCGGUUUCUGCUUCCCAGUUCUGCUGGUAUUCCAGAAACCGAUCGACUGGUUUCUGGGUUUUCUAUGAAUAACCGGUAGACCAUUUCUGGAUUUUCCAGAAACUGGUCCACUGGUUCCACUGCUGUUUUUUUAUCUUUCUGUUUUUCUAACUUUUGAGUCUUUCUUAGCUUCUGCUUUGUUUUUCUGCUGCUCUAAGUCUUUUGGAUUUGGGUAAUAGACCUCUGUACUUCUUGGGGUAUCCCCUCAUAUUCUGUACAUUUUUUUUCCUUUAAUACAAAUUACACUUAUCCAAAAAAAAAAAACUGCUUAUACUUGCAUAUCGUUUGCACUUUGGAUUUAUCGUUUAUAUGAUCAUAUAAAAUUUGAAGGAUUUAAAAAAUAUGUGCUAGAGGUCUUUUUGGCUUUUAAUGUGCUGUUAUCCUUUUCAAAUCUUAACAUUCUCUGCUGCUAAAGUCUUAAAAGUAUUCCCAUUGACAUUUCAGAUGUUAGCGGCCAGGGUGUUAAUCCUUUCCCCUUUUUUGGGAUAAAUUCAGGAAGGUUGAAGACAUGCUUAAAUGCAGCUGGUCCUGUUGUUGGCAUUGAAACAAGCUGUUACGUCCUCAUAGGCGAUGCUGAUAAGUGCAUAACGUGAACCACAUUUCCCACCAAGAGGAUUUUUCAGCAUCUUAUACAUUAAAUUAAGGGAAUCAGACCUGAUGCGAAGGCAAAGGGGUGCUUUUCAUUCCUUCUCUGAAACUAUUGAUUUUGAUCUGGGAUCUGUUUCAAACAGUACCAUUAUGAGUCAGCAAACGCCUUUCAGUAACAUGCUAAAUCCAGUGGAUAGCAGAUUGUCAAAUAAUGCUGUAUCUUCGGGCAACGCAUCAUGCUCAAAUGCUUUAACUCAUGAUGUCCAGAGCUUUAGUGGUUGGAAUUCAGGCGAAUCUAGCUCAAGGUUAAGUCUGCAAAAUCAGGUGAAUGAUGAUGGGAUAAAAAUGGAAGAAUGGUUGUCUACUUCAGUCAAUGCUUAUCCUGCAGUUGGUCAAAGAUCAGAGGACAGGCUAUUUGAAACAACUAAUAUCCUUUUCCCAGGCAGAGUAAGUACGGGGAUUAGUGGCAAUCAGGUUAGAAGUGGACCUUUAUUCUUGCAGGGCACCAGCUCGAAUCAUAUCACACCCAAUGCAUGUCCAAAUUCUGGUCAUAUUGGAGACACCACUAUUGGCAGACCCAUUACAGGAGCUGUCUUAGGCCUUAAUCAACUCAACCCUGGUGGUGGAUUAGAAAUAGAACGGGCAUCUUCUUCUGGUGUUUCUUCUUCUGAUGUUGGCACUUCAUCUGGAAGUUCUGGUUAUAUAGUAGAGGAGACAAAUGGUGGUUCAGGAUCUUCUCUUGGGGUUUGGGGCUUAUCCUGCAAGAGAAAGGCCCUUGAAGGUACUACUGGACAGUCUUUUCCUGGUGGAAGUUCAAGUUGCUUUCCACAAGCUGAAAGUAGUGCAUGGCAUAAUGGACCCAAUAAUCACAGUGUUUCUAGCAGCCUAAGUUUAUCCACUCCCUCACCGAAUACUCCAAGUGUUACUCCUCCUGAACAGUUGAACCCAAGAUUUGGUUAUGGAAUGAGAGGAGCACCUCCUGAUGCAUUUCCUUCAUCAAAUGUUAGUGGAAAUGCAGACUCUCUGAGAAAUUUUGGUAGGAGGAUAAGUCCUGGACAUCAACAGGAAUCUGUCACUUUCAAUUUGUCAACAACAGGAGGUUCCAGGCGUUGGUCCUUGCAGCAUUCUCGCAGACCUGUCUCAGUUAGUGACUAUCUGGAGUCAAGAUCAACAGAACCUGCAAAUUCAAGUGCCAUCCAAGGCCAGCUUCAUACUAUCAACCCUUCUUCUUUUUCAAGCAGUUUGCCUUGUUGGGAUGAUUUUUCAAGUUCAAGAGUUGGAAAUUCAUUGAGUUCCCUUAUACCUGGAGAGCUAGGUGUUGCAUCAAGAGAGGAAGCAAACUUAAGAAGCUUUCAGAGAAAUAAUGCAGACCAUCCAAUGUUUGCACCUGCAACUGAAAUGAGAAGAAUGGGACAAGAUCCAACACGCUGGGGUUUGGCCACUGGGAACAUGAGUACCUCGGGUAGUGUUUCUUCUACCAGAAUUGGCCCCAGUUCAAGUGUCCAUCCUUUUCCUACUCCCGGAUGGAUUCAUCACAACCCCACAACACAUAAUCAGCAAAGACUUUCUGAAUUUUCUACUAGGUCCCUGUUCCCACCUAUGGCCUCUGAAUCUGGAGGUCACAGUUGCCAUUUCUCCCCUUUGUCUUCUGGUCCUUCCUCUGCACAGGACACACAGAUUUCUUCUGGAUCUAGUAGCCAGGGACAUAAUCCACCACCAUUUCCAAGGUCAGCAUUUCUCACGGAAGAACAAAGUGAUGAUGUUCUUGGAAUGCCCCGUUCCUUGAGGGCUUUAGCUGCUGAUAUUGAAGGGAGACAUCGGCUAAUAUCCGAGAUUCGCCAAGUAUUGAAUGCCAUGCGCAGGGGUGAAAAUCUUCGUGUUGAGGACUACAUGCUUUUUGACCCGUUGAUCUAUCAUGGGAUGGCUGAAAUGCAUGAUCGGCAUAGAGAUAUGCGCCUUGAUGUUGAUAAUAUGUCUUAUGAGGAAUUGUUGGCAUUGGAAGAACGCAUAGGAGAUGUGAGCACUGGACUAAGUGAGGAAACCAUUUUGAAGUUACUGAAACAGGAAAAACAUGUGCCGAUCAGCACAGAAUCUCCAGCAGAUUUGGAGCCUUGCUGUAUCUGUCAGGAGGAAUAUGUGGAUGGGGAUGAUAUGGGAAUAAUCGACUGUGGGCAUGACUUUCAUACCAACUGCAUCAAACAGUGGCUAAUGCAGAAAAAUCUAUGUCCAAUUUGUAAGAUGACGGCCCUGCUCACUUGAGAGGGAAGAUAAUGCCAGUUCCUGGAAAUUUUAUUUUCUUAAAAACAAAUCAACAUCCAAAUACUGGGUGGAUGAUAUCGUAUUUAUACCUCUUUCGGUUUAAACCGGUUUACUUGCUCACGAACUGCAUAAAUGUGAUGUGCGGAACAGCCAUGUGCUAUAAAUUGCAGCAUGAGUGAUAAGAGGGUCUGUCCUGUACCUUCAGAGUAUCAUGAAUAUAUGAGAAAUAAUUUUCAUGACA
Molecule: messenger RNA, 3667 nt
Organism: Populus nigra (black poplar)
Lineage: Eukaryota; Viridiplantae; Streptophyta; Magnoliopsida; Malpighiales; Salicaceae
Product: E3 ubiquitin-protein ligase MBR2-like
Exons: 5
Coding region: 1237-3426 (729 amino acids)
Molecular function (GO): ubiquitin protein ligase activity
Source: RefSeq, a predicted model, not a curated record